GGAGAGAGCAGGAGAGAAAAAUAAAGUGCAAGGAAGUACUGCUAAAACAGAUGCACUUGCACCACGAUUCAGAAUAGAAAGAACACGUGGUGCUGUUAUUGGCAAUCGUGACAUAACCUGCUAUCUAUUUCACGAAUAAAACAUAAAUGCCAAAUAUCUCCCUUAUGUCUAGAUGUUUAUCAUACAGAUUAUAUUCAACAGCAGCAAACAUAGAAUUAGGUAGACUGGCGAUAAAGAAGAUGGAGAGUCAGAAAACUCCAUUGAUAUUUGAAAUAUUCACGGAAUGCAAAACUACAAAAGCCAGAACCGGUAGAAUGAUACUUGCUCAUCAUCAUGUGGACACACCGGUAUUUAUGCCGGUGGGAACGCAGGGAACGUUAAAAGGAUUGCUGCCUCAGCAACUGGAACAAUUGGACUGUCAAAUCAUUCUUGGUAACACCUAUCAUCUUGGGAACAGACCAGGUACAGAUAUCUUGCGUAAAGCUGGUGGAUUACACAAAUUCAUGAAUUGGAAGCGAGCUCUGUUAACAGAUUCAGGUGGCUUUCAAAUGGUCUCAUUAUUACAGCUAGCAGAAAUAACAGAGGAAGGAGUCAAAUUCAAGUCACCAUACAACGAAUCAGAAUGCAUGUUGACACCUGAACAUUCAAUCCAAAUUCAAAAUACAAUUGGUGCUGACAUAAUUAUGCAGCUCGACGACGUUGUUAAAAGUACUAUAACUGGACCAAGAGUGGAAGAGGCGAUGCACAGAACAACACGUUGGUUCGAUCGUUGUUUGUCAGCACAUGAGCGACCAAACGAACAGAGCAUAUUCCCGAUCGUGCAAGGUGGUCUCGAUCCGAAAUUGCGAUCCGAGAGCGCAUGCCAACUGAUUCAACGAGAUGUGAAUGGUUACGCUGUAGGAGGCUUGAGUGGUGGUGAGAGCAAAGAUGAUUUUUGGAGAAUGGUGCAUCUUUCGACAGAUAUACUUCCCAAAAAUAAACCGCGUUAUCUUAUGGGCGUCGGAUUCGCUGUCGAUUUGGUUGUAUGCUGCGCGCUAGGAAUCGAUAUGUACGAUUGUGUAUUUCCGACGAGAACAGCCAGGUUUGGCUGCGCGUUGACAAGAACAGGUCAGCUCAAUUUGAGGAAAGCACAAUACAGUAGAGAUUUGAAACCGAUAGACGAGCUAUGCGAGUGUAGCACUUGCAAGACUUAUACACGUGCUUAUCUGCAUCAAAUAGUUACUAUUGAAACAGUAUCAUGUCAUCUGUUAACUGUUCACAAUAUUGCAUUUCAAAUGCGACUAAUGCGAGACAUCAGAGAGAGCAUAAAGGAACAGAAAUUUCCGAAAUUCAUACAGGACUACAUGUUGACUGUAUAUCCUAAUAAGGAUUAUCCGACGUGGAUAGUUAAAGCUUUGGAGGCUGUUAAUGUUACUCUAUUGUAAAAAUGAAAUUUGUAUUGCAUGUAGUUAUUAUCACUUUGGACCAAACUGUAUAUUUUUUCUAGGCCUUUUUUCAUAAAUAAUUUA
Messenger RNA from Harpegnathos saltator (Jerdon's jumping ant), 1508 nucleotides. RefSeq names its product tRNA-guanine transglycosylase (gene Tgt). Gene Ontology annotation, molecular function: tRNA-guanosine(34) queuine transglycosylase activity. Gene Ontology annotation, cellular component: cytosol. The transcript is spliced from 7 exons. The record is from RefSeq and is a predicted model, not a curated record. The coding region runs from base 147 to 1424 and encodes 425 amino acids. Lineage: Eukaryota; Metazoa; Arthropoda; Insecta; Hymenoptera; Formicidae.